Molecule: messenger RNA, 581 nt
Organism: Diatraea saccharalis (sugarcane borer)
Lineage: Eukaryota; Metazoa; Arthropoda; Insecta; Lepidoptera; Crambidae
Source: the annotation of a GenBank genome assembly
UAUGGCUAUGGCAUUCCGCACUUUGUUGAGGAGCUCAGCAACGAGAUUACAAGCCCGUACUUUUGCUGCAGAAGCACCUAAAGAAGGUGAAAUGGCUCUAACAUUUGCUGCUGGCAAUAAAGUUUUUUAUAAUAAACAAGUAGUGAAGCAGAUUGAUGUGCCAUCAUUCAGUGGAGCUUUUGGUAUUCUGCCUAAACAUGUGCCCACAUUAGCUGUCCUGCGCCCUGGAGUUGUCACAGUUUUGGAAAAUGAUGGCAAAACAAAUAAGAUUUUUGUUUCCUCUGGCACUAUUACUGUCAAUGAUGACUCCUCAGUUCAGGUUUUGGCAGAAGAAGCGCACCCUCUUGAAAAUCUUGACAGAGGCGCAGCACAAGAAGCACUCAGCAAAGCCCAGUCCGAGAUGAAUUCCGCUGCUAACGAAAAGGCUAAGGCCGAGGCUGCGAUCGCGUUGGAAGUGGCCGAAGAGAUAGUGAAGGCGGCGUCUACGUGAAUACAUCGAGCGCUCACAACUGUUAGUGUUCAACCUUAAUUAUCUAAUUACUCCAUUAUGUAUAAAUAAAGCACUCAAGUUUCGGUAGAUC